CUUUAAGAGAAAGUGGUGUGUACUGGAAAUGUAUCUACAUUGACUUGUAUGAUUAUAAAUUAUAAUAUGAGCAACACGCAUAUGCUUGUAAAGCUUUCCUGGUUGAAUGAAAAUUUAUAACAUUCAGUGUAAGCUGGAACAGUGGAAAAUCACCUGUUUGUCAGUGUCUUGCCGAUUCUGGUUUGCCACAUGGUAUCACAGCAAGCUAGACUAGUUUGGGCUAAACCGUAACCUGAUCAUACAAGUGUAUGUUGUCUAGAAUUUAGCCAGUAGUAAAACCGUGGUGAGAGAGUGCUCUUCUACUCCCACCCCAAACCAUACUUUUCCCGUUGGAUUCUAUUUGAGGAAAAUGCAAAUGAAAACUGCACUAACUGCCUCAUCGGACUUGUUAUGUGUGCUUUGUGUCUUUCAUAAACUAAUUUAAGCAAUGUACCUUGGCAACAGAGCUGUUUGGAGAGCAGGUGGACUAAACCCUCAAGUUCAAUGUUUAGACUUGUGUCUGGGUCUGCUGAAGUGUCCUGUUACCCGAGGCAGAUGGAAGGAACAUCCAAGGCAUGUCUACCUAAAUGGAUAGGGGUGGGAGUCUACUUAAGGAUGGCUUUAAGCAUGUCUGUUGUAUAGCAAUGAAUGUGUGCCUGUUUUGCCUCUGUUGAUGCUGUAACUAUGUCCUUGCAAGCUCAUACUUGCUGGAAGAAUACAAAUGGUCAAGAGGGUUUUCAUAUAUAUGCUUAGAGAAUAUAAAUUAAAUUUGUGGUUUUCUAUCAUACAUAUUCUACAGCAGUUUUAGUAUAAUAAUAAUUUGGUGGUAGUGGUAGAAUGCAGGUGUUAAAUAUAUUCUAUUCCUUGCUUUGGUUUAGUAACUAUGUAAAAUGCACAAAAUUCAUUAGCAUGUUGAGUUCUGUAGCAGAGGCAGAGCAAGAAAUUACCCUUCUAUUUAAAAAGUGUUUCUGGCUUGGUUUAGUGGAAAAGGUCUCGGAUAGCAAGCGAUAAUAUCAAAGCUAAUGUGGAGAAGACUGACCAAGAAUUCUUGCUCUUUAGGAAUUUUCAAAAGGGCAAGCACCCUGGUGUGAGCAAGUCAGGAGAGACGCUGUUGAACUAGGUGUCCUUAAAUGUGCCUUUGCACUUCCAAAGCAUGUAAUGAUUGAGAGGGUUGACUUUAAUUAAAUGAGGCUGUUUGGUUUUUCACUCCUUACAGUGUAAAAAUGUUGUUGCCGUUGUUUUCCUUAGAUUUCAAGAAAAGCAAAGCUUGUGCAUCAAUCAGAUUGUUGUGGUUUUCAGCCUUAGUAGAAAAAGGGAUUUUGUGAGAGAGCAUUUUCUUAUACCAGUGCACUGUGAAUUUAAAUACUUUAGUACAAAAUUGUGCAAGAUUGUUAUAUCUUCUAUUUCUCAAAGUCCCUUUGCUUAAGAAGUAGAUUCCAAAUGUGUAUAAAAGUAUGCACAGCAACCUAUACUAAACAGUAGAGCUCUGUGACUGCAAAGUAAUCCAGCUCUCCAUAUACCAAGAAAUCUACUGUAUUGAAAGAAAACGCUUCCUGCUGCAGCGUAUCAGCCUUUUGUCAAUCUGCCAGCAGUGGAAUGUACCAAGCAGCAGACUGAAAAGAUUAAAGGGGAGGGGAAAAUCAGCGUAAACUAAGAACAUGUUCAGUGUUCUUCAUAAAUACGAUCAGGUGCCGAUCAUAAGUGUCUGCUCUUUCUGAAAUGACAAUUGUUGUAAGAUUAACAAUGAAUAACAAAAAUGAUGAAACAGGAGUGGUCCAGUGACAUUAUUUUUGACAUGAUUGGCUGGGGAUUAUGAUGUAAUAGGUUACAGUGCAGCCCCUUAUAGGUUUUAAAAUGAAUUCCAAGACACCAUUACAAAGAGAUCUUGGCUGUUUCCUUAUAACUGAGCUUUCUCACUGAAACUCAUACAAUGUACAACACUGUCUGGAGCAUGGAAGAGCUGGACAUAGACUAUCCUAGGACAGAUAUAAAUUGUGGCACGGACUUGAUGUUUUACAUUGAAAUGGACCCACCAGCACUGCCUCCUAAGCCUCCAAAACCUAAUACUGUAACAAAUAACGGUAUGAAUAACAACAUGUCUCUGCAAGAUGCUGAAUGGUACUGGGGAGAUAUCUCAAGGGAAGAAGUCAAUGAGAAGCUGCGUGACACUGCAGAUGGUACAUUCCUGGUACGAGAUGCCUCCACCAAAAUGCAUGGGGACUACACACUUACACUAAGGAAAGGAGGAAAUAAUAAAUUAAUUAAAAUAUUUCACCGAGAUGGGAAAUACGGCUUUUCGGAUCCAUUAACAUUCAAUUCUGUGGUUGAGCUAAUAAAUCACUACAGAAAUGAGUCUUUGGCGCAAUAUAAUCCGAAACUGGAUGUUAAAUUGCUUUACCCAGUAUCCAAGUAUCAACAGGAUCAAGUGGUGAAAGAAGACAGCAUUGAGGCUGUUGGAAAGAAAUUACAUGAAUAUAAUAUCCAGUUCCAAGAAAAGAACAGAGAGUAUGACAGACUCUAUGAGGACUACACAAGAACAUCUCAGGAAAUUCAAAUGAAAAGAACUGCUAUUGAAGCAUUUAACGAAACCAUAAAAAUAUUUGAGGAGCAGUGCCAAACACAGGAAAGAUACAGCAAAGAAUAUAUUGAAAAAUUCAAACGGGAAGGAAAUGAGAAAGAAAUACAAAGAAUUAUGCAUAACUAUGAAAAAUUGAAAUCUCGAAUCAGUGAAAUCGUUGACAGUCGGCAUAGACUAGAAGAGGAUUUAAAGAAGCAAGCGGCUGAAUAUAGAGAAAUUGAUAAACGCAUGAACAGCAUUAAACCAGACCUUAUACAGCUCAGAAAGACUAGAGAUCAGUACUUGAUGUGGCUAACUCAAAAGGGUGUUCGGCAAAAGAAAUUGAAUGAAUGGCUUGGAAAUGAAAAUACGGAAGACCAAUACUCUAUGGUGGAAGAUGACGAAGAUUUACCUCAUCAUGACGAGCGAACAUGGAAUGUUGGAAAUAUCAACAGAAGCCAAGCUGAAAAUUUACUACGUGGAAAACGGGAUGGGACUUUCCUUGUUCGGGAAAGCAGUAAACCGGGGUGCUAUGCCUGCUCUGUUGUGGUGGAUGGUGAAGUGAAGCACUGUGUUAUCAACAAAACACCUACUGGUUAUGGAUUCGCAGAGCCAUAUAACUUGUACAACUCUCUGAAAGAACUGGUGCUACAUUAUCAACACACUUCGCUAGUGCAGCACAAUGACUCACUCAACGUCACACUAGCCUAUCCAGUAUAUGCACAGCAGAGGCGAUGAAGAUGUUAAUACUCUGGGGUUUGUCUCUUUUUAUUCAAUGCCCACAAAGAUAAUUCAACAGUCUUGAGGCCUCUGGAUAGUGAAUGCUCUUGCGUUGGAGCUAAGGCAUCAAAGCCGUCUGUCUUCGGAUGGGACUGAAGCUUCCUUCACAACCGCGAUGGGAGAAAUAGCUGAGUUAAGAGCUGUGAACACACCUUUCUAAUCUAAAGUGCUUUUUUGAAAAACAAAAUAACCUAAGUAAAGGAAAACAAAACAAGAAGAGAGAAGUGCUAAACCUGUCUCACUGCAGGGACAUAGAGGCCUUUAACCAUGGUGCUUGUUGACCAUUUCCUUGAAGCUUUAAGAGCUCAAAUGUUGGGACUCUGAAGACCGUGAAGUACAGCAGGGGCUGUAUAAAUGGCAGCAUACUUUCACAGUUGUGACUUGGGUGAUGCAGCUGUGUGCAGUGGAUGCAAGAUGCCCAGAGCUGUGGAUUGCUGGUUUUCUGAAGAAUAUGUAGCAGAAUGGCACUUUUGUUUUUAAGGGACACUUUAAAAGACUUGACAGUGGGUUCUUCAGAGAAACAAAUGUGGUAACAGAAGUGCCAGGAAGUCUUUUUGUUUAGACAUUGAAAAAUCUUGUUUUGAGAAGAUAUUUAAGACUGAAGAAAACUGGGCUAUUACAGCCUACAGUAUAUAAUAUGUACAUAGUUCUGGAUGACUAACUAUUGUAGAUGGAUAAUGUGUCAAUACCAAAUUCAUUCUGUUCAUUAUUUGUUUCUGGUUUUUUUGUUUCCUUUUUCCCCCGAAAGCUUAAUCCUUACACUGCUAUGCAAUACUUCAUUUUCUAUAGGCUGUUUUGGUUCAAGUGUAAUUGGAGGAUAAGCUUCCCCCCCUUUUUUCCUUUUUGUCAUCUCAAAAUGUUCCCUUAACUCCAAGUUUUGUGUUAAUUUCCAUUUUGUUCAUUCUUUUCCUCCUCUUCUCUUUUUUAUUUUAAAAUGAAAUGUACAGGACGUCAGUAAAAGAUGGCUUCAGAAUUAAAGCUAUGAGCUAUUUUAACAGGGUUUGUCCCCUUUAUUGAGCUGCUAGCUCAAGAUUAAAAUUGAAAAUUUCCUUUCUAACUAAAGAUUAUGUUGGGCAGUGCCUGAUAAGCUUCAAAGCUGCUUCAAUAAAAUAUAUGAACAUUGCAAAGUAUUGCUGAAUCAAACAAUAUUGUUUGAAAAAUAUCUUCAGAUGAUGAUAUCACACUAUGUAUUAUCAAUUUUUAGAUUUCUGCCCUGGGUAUGUUUGUAUUUGGGAGAGGACAUUACUUUGAAGUAAACAGAUGGGAAUCAGAGACUAUAAAAUUAAACUUAAUCUUUUAGAUGAAAUCAUGUGAAAUUUUAACUAACCAUUCUAGACAUGGCAUGAAGUUACUUUUCACAUCAUACAGAGUAACAGUUUAAGUUGUUGUUUUUUUUUAAGUAUAACAGAACACAAAUAAUUUUAGGAAGCCCUAUUUCUGUGACACCUGUUUUCCACAGUUAAUCUUUUGUUACAUUAUAUGUCUGUGAAAUAAAAUAAGCAAAAAUUCUCAUCUGAAAAUACACAUUAGGUGACAAUGAGGUAAAAUAAUGUCAGAAACAUUAAACCUCGUUGUUAAUAGUAUUUUACCAAAUUCCACACUCCUUGAACAAUAAUUUUUUAAAAAUAAUUGUUUUGUUUUUUAGUUAAAGGAUGUUUGGAGACUUUUUUUUAGUGAAUAAGCAAAAAGAUAGAUCUUACAGAGCUCUUUAUGGUUUUGACCUGUUAGGCAAUCUGUGCUUCUUAGAACGAAGCAUUAAGGACUAUUUGUAGAUAUAUUUUCUAUCAUUUGCUAACAUUAUAGAUAUGUUAGUUUUCUUCCCUUUUUUAAAAAUUUACCAGUGUCUUUUAUAUCCGAUGCUGUGUGAGGAGUUUGUUUAUAAUAUGUUGAUUUUUGCUUUCCUGGGGAAUGUGGUUUAUUUCAGCAUAUUUUAGAGUUCAGUUCAAACUCCUCCAAAAGUUAAUGAGGAGAAGCUUUGGAAAAAGUUAGGACUGAAACUGCAAGCUGGAAGCUUUAAUUCUCUUGAGCUGGAUUGGUCACAUUUGAGUCAAUGGGGUUCUCUAGGUCUAUUCAGAAGGAAGUGAACUAACUUGCAUUUCAUCUCACGAAGCAAAGUGCAGUGUAAAAUAUACACUUGUUUUAAUCAGUUCAUUGAUUCUUCCCCACCAGAACUCUCAAGAAUAGAACAAACACACCUCAUGCUCUUUUUCUUUUUCUUUUUUUUGUGAAGGGCAAUUUAUGACUGGUCAUUAAAUAACAAAUUAUUUGUAAUUGUAAUGUGACCGAAAUGCACUUUGAUAGAGCAACAUGAAUGUGCAUCAGUAGGUUCUCGCCCUUGGCUUAUUGUCAAACAGACAGUUGGUAUUGUCAGUUCUGAACAAUCUGUUUGGAGGAAAAAGAAAAUUGAAUCUGAGCCUCCUGUCGAAGAGGGAAAAUUGGGGCCCAGCCCCAGCCCUUCUGCCUCCCUAAGCCCCAAAACAGUUGAUCAGCACUUAGAUAUGACAGUAUUGACCAUGUGUUUGGUGCUGUAUGUUAUUGCCACCUAUGCAGCAUUGUAGAGCUAAACUGGAUACAAUGGGUCAGCCUUGAGAACUAUAUACACGAUACCUUUUGUAGUAGAGGGUUUUCAAUCCACACACAAAAGCCUGCUCCUGUGCACCCAUCUCUCCCUCUCUGCUUGAGGAUACAGAGAGGCAAAACCAAAAUUCCUGAAUUUACAAAGAUAACUUAACAGGGCUUUUGGAAUACAAACUGCCAUGUUUAUAUCAUGAAAACAACUACUACAGACAAAACAAGUUAUGGGUUCCUUAACUUGAGGCUAAGAUUUGUGGUCUCUGAUAUACUUCUAUAUAUGUAUGUAUGAUGGAGAGAAAGAGAGUGUGAAUGGCCAUACUCUAAAAGCUGUUUUCAGCCAUUAAAGCAUGCAGUGAUUUUUGCUCCAAAUUUCCCAUUUGUUCAAACAGGCUGAAUGUGAUGGACUGGGAGUGUUCCUAAUUGUAUUUUAGUGUAUGGAUUUUGUUGUCACUUGUGUUGUUAGCUGCCCUGAGGGCUCUCUAAACCCUUCAGCUGGAGAUGCAUUUUUAAAAAAAAAAAAAGCAACAAACAAAAUCAUAUUCUAAUAAUUGGACAUUUGUAUAAAUGGGAGUACUGUUUGCAUGGAGAUAAUUCAAUUCAGAUAUGUAAGAUUUGCUUUUAUAAAUUACAUUUGAAUAUGCAAGAAGUCUGUUCUAUGUGCAGUCAUUAAACUAAACUAAAUAUGUUCUAACAUCUCUUUGUAUUAAAAAGGAACGCACACACUUCCCCCCCCCCCCCCGCCCUAGACUAAGGAACUUAUCACACAACACUGUUAAAGUGCUAUAUUUCACUUUAUCUGCCACAACAGCAUCUCAUAGUAUCUUGGGAUUUGCAGUUUAGGGAGGAACACUUAGAAUUCUCAGCCAAAGGGCUUGUGGUCCACACUAAACUACAAAGCCCAUAAUUCCACAAGAUGAUGGCAUGGCAGUGAACGUGAAAUGUAGCGCUUUAACAGUGUGCUGUGAUAGGUAACAAAGAGUGAAUGCCAUGGGUGCAUCUGAGUUUUAAGUUCAAGUAACUGAAAGGCAUAGGGAGCUUGGAAAAGGUCAUGUUUCUAUAAUUUGUUUUAAUGUGUAAAGCCAAAUUUUAUGUUUCAGUGUCAGCUGUUAUGUAGAAAAAGUGGCUUUGUCUUGUGGUUUAACAAUGAGCUAUGAAGCUUUUGGGGGAAAGUAUCAUUCUGAUCUUUUUUUAUUAGGGAGAAACAUUUGUUCAAUUUAACACUGCUUUUGCUAUGCAUGAUGUUUGGAGAAGCGAUGCCUUUUACUCAGAAUCGCUUUCAAAAUGGGCAGUUCCAAGCACAAUGCCUCCCAUGGGACAUAGUUCAAAAUGCACUGUUCCUUUUUGGGGGAAAUUAAUUUAAGUAAGAUCUAGUUAAAAUGGGCAAAUAAAAAGUGAAGAAAAACUUAAUACUGCUUUUUGUCCCAGUGAGAUCGCAUUAGCUGCCCAAGAUGCUGCUAUUUUAUUUUUAAGUUCCUCCCUUUAAAAAACAUAAGCUCUGUUCUGUUAAAUGUGUUUUUAAAACAUUAAAAAUUCUUUGUUUUAAUUUUUUAGGGAGGCUGAAGCUAAAUGGAUCAGUUGUACAUUGCCUUUAAAAGGUAAUAUUAACAAAUGUACCUCCUUAAAAAAAUGUUGGCUUUCUGAAAUUGAUGGAGCUGUUGUCCUGUUUUUAAGUUGCUUAAAACAGAAUAAAAGUGAUUUUGAAACUACA
Anolis carolinensis (green anole) is the source of this 7598-nucleotide messenger RNA. RefSeq names its product phosphoinositide-3-kinase regulatory subunit 1 (gene pik3r1). Gene Ontology annotation, biological process: phosphatidylinositol phosphate biosynthetic process; insulin receptor signaling pathway. Gene Ontology annotation, cellular component: phosphatidylinositol 3-kinase complex. Lineage: Eukaryota; Metazoa; Chordata; Lepidosauria; Squamata; Anolidae. The record is from RefSeq and is a predicted model, not a curated record. The transcript has 10 exons. Gene Ontology annotation, molecular function: 1-phosphatidylinositol-3-kinase regulator activity; protein binding. The coding region runs from base 1910 to 3274 and encodes 454 amino acids.